Messenger RNA from Darwinula stevensoni, 5811 nucleotides. The record is from the annotation of a GenBank genome assembly. NCBI's taxonomy places the organism in Eukaryota, Metazoa, Arthropoda, Ostracoda, Podocopida, Darwinulidae.
CCUGGCCUGAGCUCAGAGAAAGAGGGAGAUCCAGGUACAGAGGUCGCACGGAAACACCUUCCACUCCUUCCUCCCCGGUCAUACGCUUACGUGAACGAGAAGGGAAAGGUGUGAAGGGAAUGGGGUGGAGGAGCCUGACCUGUGUUAAUGCCUCGUGACUCAUGAGGGUCAUUUCUCAGACCAUCCCAACGCUCCUCUGCCUCUCUCUGUGUCUUCUUAUCCCUGGUAUUCCGGGUCUUAAGAGACCCGAACCUGAACCUAUCAUCGAGGAUGUGACUGCUAAGGAACUCGAACAGCUCCUCCAGCACAAGGACUAUGUCGCCGUCUUCUGGUAUACGAAGCGAUGCCCCACAUGCGACAAGACGCUCAUUGAACUGGAAAAAAUCGACGAUGACACGGACAAGUUCGGCGUGGAUUUCGUCAAGAUCGGGGACAAGAAAUACGCAAAGCAGAAGGGGGUCACCACCUUCCCGACCCUUCAGUACUAUCGCAAUCAGGAACCCAUCUCUUACGAAGGGGACCUCAUGGACGAGGAGAAGGUGUUGCAAUUCCUCACGAGCCUGGAUGCGAUGGAAUUACCUGAUCAAAUCGAAGAAGUCAAUGCACCGAUCUUGAUGAAGAUCGUCCAGGAACAGCCUUUCGUUUCCGUCCUUUUCUAUGCGAAAGCAUGUCGUCAAUGCGAGAAGGCGCUGAAGGAGCUGGAGAACAUCGACGACGAGGCGGAUCAAUUGGGGAUCGCGUUCGUGAAGAUCAACGACGAAUCUCUGGCAGAGGAAUACAAUCUGGGGAAACUGCCAACGUUGGUCUACUACCGGCAUGGGAUCCCCAUCAUCUACGAUGGGGAUCUAAUGGAAGAGGAAGCCGUGCUGGAGUGGUUGGUGACCCACAAAUCGACUGGGGAAGAGGAUGACGUCAUCGAGGAAGUCACAGCCAAGACCCUUGACACCCUCAUACAUUCUGUCACCAACCUCGCCGUCCUUUUCUAUGACGGGAACGACAAGAAGAGCCAGGAAGUGCUGGAGGAACUCGAGAACAUCGACGACGAUUGCGAUGCCAAGGGGAUCCAAUUCGUUAAGAUCGAGGAUCCAAGAGCGGCCCAGGACUUUGGGAUCGAUUGGCGACCUCGUCUAGUCUACUUCGAGAAUUCCAUCCCCUCCCUUUAUGACGGAGACCUGAUGAAAGAAGAGGAAGUCUUGGAUUGGCUCCUGAGUCAACUGGUGUCGGAUGAGAUCGAAGACAUCACCGACGAGAUGCUGGAUCGCCUCAUCGCCCGCACCAAGCACCUUGCCGUUCUAUUCUAUUCUCCCAAGGACAAGGCGUCGCAGAGGGCUCUCAAGGACCUGGAGACGAUCGACGACGAAUGCGACGAGCACGGUAUCGCCUUUGUCAAGAUUCACGAUCAAAAGGAAGCCGAGGAAUAUGGGAUCGACGUCAUUCCGUCCCUGGUCUACUUUGAGAAUGGAAUCCCCUCCCUCUACGACGGGGAUUUGACGGAGGAAGAGAAGGUCCUGGCCUGGUUAAUCCGUCAGGUGGAAGAGGAUGAGAUCGAAGAUGUGACUGACGAGAUGCUCGACCUACUCAUCGCUCGUUCGAAGUUCCUCGCCGUCCUCUUUUAUGAGAAGGGGUCGAAGAAGAGCGAGAAGAUAUUGAAUGAGCUGGAGAACAUAGACGACGAGUGCGACGAGCACGGGAUCGUUUUCGUUAAGAUCUCGAAUGAGGACGAGGCGAAGGAGUACGGGAUCGAACGGCUCCCAUGCCUCGUCUACUUCGAGAACGAGAUCCCCAGCGUCUACGACGGGGAUCUCAUGAAGGAGGAGCAGGUUCUAGAGUGGCUUAUCCACCAGGUGCAAUCGGACGAGAUCGAGGAAGUCACCGACGAGAUGCUUGAUAAACUGAUCCAGGAACAACCGUUCCUGGCCGUCCUCUUCUACGAGAAAGAUGAUUCAGAGGACCAAGGAAUCCUGGGGGAGCUGGAGAACAUCGACGACGAAUGCGACGAGAACGGGAUCGCAUUCGUGAAAAUCGACGACCGAGACGAGGCCAAGGAAUAUGGGAUCGAUCACCUCCCGACUCUCAUCUACUUUGAGAACGGAAUCCCCAGCAUCUACGAAGGGGAUCUGUCGAACGAGGAAGAGGUCCUGAAAUGGCUCCUGCUACAGAAGGCAGAAGAUACGAUCGAGGAAGUCACCGACGAAAUGCUCGAGAACCUCAUCAAGGACUUCAACUACAUCGUCGUCUACUUCACGGGUGAGGAAUGCGACGAGGGAGAGGAAUGUCACAGGAUCCUGGAGGAAUUGGAGAAUAUCGACGACGAGACGGACGAUUUGGGUAUUCAAUUCGUCACGACUGAUGACCUGGACGUAGCUAAGAAGUACGGCGUUAGCAAGUUCCCAGCAAUCGUCCUCUUUCGCAACGGAGAACCUCUCCUCUACGAUGGUCCCCUGGACGACGAGGACCAGGUGCUUGCAUGGGCCACGGAUCCCGAGAACCUGGAAGUGGAAGAUCGGAUCGAGAAGGUGAAUGCCAAGAUGCUUAAGAGGCUCCUCGACUCUGAGGACAAUAUCGCCGUCUACUUCUAUAAAGAGGGGGACCGAAAGAGCGAGAGAACGCUGGGAGAGUUGGAGAACAUCGACGACGAGUGUGAUGCGGCGGGGAUCGACUUCAUCAAGAUCAGCGAUGCUAAUGCAGCCCGAGACUACGACAUCUUCUCCUUCCCCACCCUUGUCUACUUUCGACGCAAGUUCCCCCAGAUCUACGAAGGGGAUCUGAUGGACGAAGAGACAGUGCUAGAAUGGCUACUUAACAACAAGGAUGCGACACCUCAAAACGACAUCAUUGACCUCGUGGAUCGAGGCAUGCUCAAGAUGCUCCUCCAAGACUACGCUUAUGUCGCCGUCUUCUUCUGUAAUGACCAGGGGUGCAAGAACUGCGAGAGGAUCCUGGAGGACCUGGAAACGAUCGACGACGACACGGACAGGCAUGGGAUUCAUCUGGUCAAGCUGCAAGACGUUGAAUAUGCCAAAGAAUUGGGGAUCACCGAAUUCCCCUCCCUCGUCUAUUUCGAGAACCAAAUCCCUUCUCUAUACGAAGGGGAUCUAUCGGAUGAGGAUUCGGUCUUGGAAUGGCUCAUCUAUCAAAAGGUGGAAGACACGAUAGAGAACAUCAAUCGGGAUAUGCUUCAGGUCAUGGUACAGAACACAGAGUACCUCGCCGUCUUUUUCUAUAAGGAGGAUGAUGCAGAUUGUACGAGAGCAUUGAAGCACCUGGAGACGAUAGAUGAUGAUGCAUCCGAAUAUGGGAUCGAGAUCGUGAAGAUGCAAGAUUCCCUCGUGGCCAAGAAAUACGGGUGGAGGAAUCCCCCCGGACUUACUUAUUUUAGGAAGGGAAAAGCCCUGAAAUACGACGGGGAUAUCUACGACGAGGAGGAAGUCCUGGACUGGCUCACAGAUCCCGAAAACAUGGAACUCACCGACCACAUCGAGAAGGUCAACCGGAAGAUGUUUGAAAAGAUCCGACAGAGAUCCGACCACGUAGCAGUCUAUUUCUACAGUGACAGCAAGUGUAAGCAGUGCGAGAAGGUGCUACAAGGACUGGAAAACAUCGACGACGAAGCGGCGAAUGCGGGGAUCGAUUUCGUCAAGAUCGACGACAUGAAGAUGGCCAAGGACUAUGGGAUCCACGCCUUACCGGCUCUCAUGUACUUCCGGACCGGUGCCGAGGCUCCCAUCAUCUAUGCCGGUGAUUUGAAGAACGAAGAGAGAGUCCUGGACUGGCUCAUCAUCCAAAAGGAUCCCAGCGGGGACGUGAUCGAGGAAAUGCACGGAACAGCUCUCAAGGAUCUCAUCAUUCGUGCUGACUUCCUCGCCGUAUACUUCUAUACGAAGGUGGAUUGCGAGGAAUGCGAGACAGUGUUGGAGGAACUUGAGAACAUCGACGAUGAUACAGAUCGUCAUGGGAUCGGAUUCGUGAAGACCCAAGACCAGGACAUUGCAGAGGCUUACGGUAUCCACGAAUUCCCUUCGCUCGUAUACUUUGAGAAGGGGAGUCCAUCCAUUUAUGAGGGGAAUCUGGCGGAGGAAGAAGAUGUCCUACAGUGGUUGGUGCUGCAAAGGACGGAGGAUCGGAUCGAAGCUGUGAAUCGGGAUCUCCUUGAGUACAUGAUCGAAGAUCAUCAGUACCUGGCCGUCUUCUUCUACAAGAGCAACUGCCGAGCGUGUGACAAUGUUUUGACCGAGCUGGAGAAUAUCGACGAUGAAUGUGACCUCUACGGCAUCCAGAUGGUGAAAAUUAACGAUCCUCAAUUGGCAAAACGAUAUGGGAUCAAGACCUUCCCUGCCCUUGUCUACUUCCGCAAUGGCAAUCCUCUCAUCUUUGAUGCCUCGGUGAUGGAGGCAUCGGCGAAUCAAGUUCUGGACUGGCUCGUCGAUGACGAGAAUCGAGAAUUGGAGGAUCGCAUCGAGCUCGUCAAUGCUCAAAUGUUGGAUCUCCUGGUGGAGACUUCUCCACUCCUUGCCGUUCUCUUCUUCCCCAAAAGAGACCUGAAGAACGAAGAAGGCGUGUUGGAAUGGCUCAUCGACGAUGAGAAUCGUGAAUUGGCGGACGAGAUCGAGGCUGUCAAUGCUCGCAUGCUCGAGAAACUCUUGGACGAUUCUCCUUUCCUCGCUGUUUUUUUUUACGAGUCGGAGUGUACGGAAUGCACGGGAAUUCUGGAGGAACUGGAGAACAUCGAUGACGAGGCGGAUAUGUAUGGCAUCGACUUCGUCAAGAUCAACGACGAAGAAGCGGCCAAUAAAUACAACAUCCUUAACUUGCCGGCUCUCGUCUAUUUCCGCAAGAGAACUCCCUUACUCUACGAAGGGGAUUUGCGAGACGAGGAGAAGGUCCUCGCCUGGCUCACUUCACAAGACGUCUUUGAAAUCAAAGACGAGAUCGAAGAGGUCAACAGGAAGAUGCUUGAGAAACUCCUCGACGAGAAUGAUUUCGUUGCCGUCUACUUCUAUGAGAACAACUGUCAGAAGUGCGAAGAAGUGCUGGAGAAAUUGGAGGAGAUCGACGACGAGGCAGAUCAUCUGGAUAUCACGUUCGUCAAGAUCAAGGAUGCCCGAUACGCCAAGAAAUACGGUAUCUCCAAACUUCCAGCCCUUGUCUACUUUCGAAAGAGGUUCCCCUCCAUCUAUCGAGGCGACCUGAUCGCAGAGGAUGAAGUCCUAGAAUGGCUGACCAGGAACCGAUUCAAGCAUCCCGAACUCAACCUCUUCAUGUACGGAUUAGCAGCCAUCUCCUCCGCCUUCAUCAUGUACACCCUCUUCCUCAUGUUCUGCUUCAAGGGAACUCAUCAAAAAGCGGCCUAGAGCUUACCUGGAGGACCAGGCAACAAUGUGAUAAUCAGCAGGCCUCACUGAGCUCAUAAACAUACAAAUUAAACUGUAAAAUGAUACUGAUCUGUCCAUAUCCCGUCCUCAACCUCUUCCUUCCUUCUCCCUCUUUCAAGGCCUGUCCUAUGCAAAGGUGCUCAAAUUUUCAUAAUCCUAGAGAGAGAGAAAGAGAUGAAUCCAAUCGAUUGCCAUAUGAAUGAAAGAUCCCCUGUUUCUUUUCGCUUCGUCGUUCUGUUCCGUCUUAUUCGGUGUACUUCUCAGGGUCAUGCCCACGCGCCACGCACACACUCUGUGCCUCCCUUUCAUGGCCUCCUGAUUUAUUUGUUUUUGUACAUAAUAUGAUUACGAUUGUAUUCCACGGAACUGAAUGAGUAACAAGGACAAAAUGUUUCAGAUGGGGCCUGAAAUAAAUAAAAAAAAUUCAGUCUCUCGUCCG